CAAUAAUUCAAACAGAAGUCUAUAUUCGAGACGUUAUUAUUGUUUGAAUUGAAAACUCAAUCAAAAAGUGAUUGACUUUUGUAUCAGAUUUUUAAAUCCAAAUUUUGAAUCAAACGUUUCGUUUAAUCACUUCAUUUGAUCCCAAGAUAUGGAGCGAGAGUUGACACAAAUGAUGGCAUCACUCGAGACCACAGAUGGCUGUGAAGACAGACAACAGCCGAAGAUUUACGCGAAGAACUCAAUGGACAGAUUCGGUGAUGAUUUGUGUCAACUUUUGUUGUCUUACCUGUCAUUCGAAGAUCGGUUUCGAUGCGAAUGUGUGUCCAAACAGUUCCGGAGGACAGUCUUCGGGAGUGUUGUCUGCAUUGAAAUCAACGAUCGAUUUAUGCAACAAAUGCUCAAAACAACACUCAUUGAAACGUUGGCCACAAUUGCUAUAAAGUGUCCGAACAUUGAAACCAUUGACUGUCGAGGAAUAGAGACUGAGAAGAUUAGAGAACACAUUCCCGAAGUGUUGGCCAUAUUUCGAGACAAUUGUCUUAAUUUGCGUGAAAUUUACUGCCAUUUAUGGCAAAAUAGGGGACAAACAAUGCCUACAAUCGGACCACUGGUCACACGAAUCGAAGUUAUGGACCAUAAUAUCGAUACUCAAUCACUCACUCAUUGCCACCGAUUGUCUCAUUUAAGUGUCCGUCAUUUGAGUCAAGUCUUUUACACUUCCGGACAACUAAUGGCAAAGAAUUUGAAUACAUUUGAGUUAUUUAACUAUUCAUAUGAGGAUUACCACCGAUUGUCUGCAUUUGUGUCACGCAAUCAGUCCCUCAAAUGUGUUGGCUUUUAUGAGAACAGGCGUCCAUCUGAAGAGACACUGACCGGACUGUCAGCACAGUUGUCACGAUUACCACAAUUACGGCGAUUGACACUCAGUAUUGAGAUACCGGUCGCUCACGACUUAUUGGCCGACUCUUUGCGCACAAUUGGCAUGAAUUGCAAACAAUUAGAGCGAUUGAAACUCCAUUUGUCGCACACCGAUAGCCAUGUAUUCAAUCGCAAGACAUUGGAUUCGUUGCGAUUUUGUCACCGAUUAAAACGACUUGAGUUACGCAUAGAUGCGACCGACGAUGAGAUAGUGUUGGAUCCGUUGCGACACUGCAAGCGAUUAACGCAUUUAGAGUUGGAUUUCUUUAAUAUGACAGCAAAUGUGUUGAAGGAUUUGCACAUCAAUUGUCCGCGACUUCAAUACCUAUUCAUUCAUGACUUCCAUAGCAUUAUAGACGCCGAGUGUUUGUCUCACAUCUCAAGACUACCGGCGCUGCAAACGCUUGUCAUAGACUUCUACAACAACUUUAAUGGUCUCCGGAAUAUGGCCCAACAGUUGACACAAAUGAUGGCAUCACUCGAGACCACAGAUGGCUGUGAAGACAGACAACAGGCGAAGAUUUACGCGAAGAACUCAAUGGACAGAUUCGGUGAUGAUUUGUGUGCACUUCUAUUGUCUUACCUGUCAUUCGAAGAUCGGGUUCGAUGUGAAUGUGUGUCCAAACAGUUCCGGAGGACAGUCUUCGGGAGUGUUGUCCGCAUUGAUAUCAACGACAGAUUGAUUGAACAAAUGCUCAAAACAACACUCAUUGAAACGUUGGCCACAAUUGCUAUAAAGUGUCCGAACAUUGAAACCAUUGACUGCCGAGGAAUGUGGAGUAAGAAGAUUAGAGAACACAUUCCCGAAGUGUUGGCCAUAUUUCGAGACAAUUGUCACCAUUUGCGACACAUUUACACCAAUUUAUGGCAAAAUAGCGGACAAACAAUGCCUACAAUCGGACCACUGGUCACACGAAUCGAUGUCACCAACGAUUAUAUCGACACUCAAUCGCUUACUCAUUGCCACCGAUUAUCUCAUUUAAGAGUCAAUACUAUAGACCAAGUCUUCGACACUUCCGGACAACUAUUGGCACAAAAUUUGCAUAAAUUUGAGUUAAAUUGCUGUUCAGACAAUUAUUACCACCGAUUGUCUGCAUUCGUGGCACACAAUCUGUCCCUCAAAUGUCUUGACAUCAGUUACCAUAAGUCCGAGACUCGCGACUCACUGAUGGAAAUAUGCGGACAAUUGUCACAAUUAACACAAUUACGCGAAUUGAAUCUCGUUUUGGAGAUAAUCGGCGGACAGAACUUAUUGACCGACUCUUUGCGCACAAUUGGCGUGAAUUGCAAACAAUUGAAACGAUUGUCGCUUCACUUCUACGCCGAUAGCACUCAAUGCAAACGCCAGAUAUUGGAUUCGUUGCGAUAUUACCGGCGAUUAAAACGCUUGCGUUUAACAAAAUUUCAUAUGCUUUUAGCACACAUUCAUCUCUCGUUGGAUUCGUUGAGUGAUUGCAAGAGAUUAACGCAUUUAGAGAUGAAUUUGAUGGGAAUGGACGCCAAAGUACUGAUCGAUUGCCAUAAACACUGCCCACGUCUUCAGUAUCUAUGGAUUGAUGGCAACCAAAACAUAGACACCGAGUGUUUGUCUCACAUCUCAAGACUACCAGCGCUGCAAACACUUGUGUUUCACUUCAUUGGAUUCAAUGGUCUCUCGGAUAUUGAUUUCAAUGAUCUGUUGUCGCGAAGCCCUAAACUAAAGACCAUUGAAAUCAAUGGAAACAAUAUCUGCAAGUUUUAUGUAAAUUCAAAAUAA
Messenger RNA from Medioppia subpectinata, 2674 nucleotides. Lineage: Eukaryota; Metazoa; Arthropoda; Arachnida; Sarcoptiformes; Oppiidae. The record is from the annotation of a GenBank genome assembly.